Wyeomyia smithii (pitcher-plant mosquito) is the source of this 715-nucleotide messenger RNA. It is a transcript of the gene RpL26, whose product is annotated as 60S ribosomal protein L26. The record is from RefSeq and is a predicted model, not a curated record. The transcript is spliced from 2 exons. Bases 129 to 584 code for a protein of 151 amino acids. NCBI's taxonomy places the organism in Eukaryota, Metazoa, Arthropoda, Insecta, Diptera, Culicidae. Gene Ontology annotation, molecular function: RNA binding; structural constituent of ribosome. Gene Ontology annotation, cellular component: ribosome; cytosolic large ribosomal subunit. Gene Ontology annotation, biological process: cytoplasmic translation; ribosomal large subunit biogenesis.
GCAUCCCUGGUAAUGACAGUAUUGUCAGAUUGUCAAAUGUCACAUUCUCACGUUUCGCAUUUCUUUCCUUCCGACAUCUUGAACUACGUGAAACACGCGUUUUUCGAGUGUAACGAUAAUAAUUGAAGAUGAAAUUGAAUAGAAAUGUAUCCUCUUCGCGACGCAAGAGCCGCAAACGUCAUUUCCAAGCACCGUCGCACAUCAGAAGGAAAUUGAUGUCGGCUCCACUAUCCAAGGAAUUGAAGCAGAAAUAUACGGUUCGUUCGAUGCCGAUUCGCAAAGAUGAUGAAGUCCAGGUGGUGCGUGGACAUUAUAAGGGCAAUCAGGUCGGUAAGGUGGUUCAGGUUUACCGCAAAAAAUUCGUAGUCUAUAUCGAACGAAUCCAGCGUGAGAAAGCUAAUGGAACGAAUGUAUAUGUUGGAGUGCAUCCAUCGAAAUGUUUGAUUGUUAAGCUGAAGAUGGACAAAGAUCGCAAAAAAAUACUGGACCGUCGCGCAGCUGGACGCCGAGCUGCUUUAUCCAAGGACAAGGGUAAAUACACCGAAGAGUCGGCUGCAGCUUCUGCAAUGGAAACAAGUUCAUAGGUUAGCGCUGCAGUAUCAGUUUUUGUUCAAAAGCCGAUUCGUUUUCUUAAACAUUGCAACUGGAUAUUCUUUCAAUAGAUGCAACAUUGAAAAUUGAACGGAAACAAUAAAAGAGUAAGAUGGAAAAUUUA